Molecule: messenger RNA, 951 nt
Organism: Musa acuminata AAA Group (dessert banana)
Lineage: Eukaryota; Viridiplantae; Streptophyta; Magnoliopsida; Zingiberales; Musaceae
Product: leucine-rich repeat extensin-like protein 3
Exons: 1
Coding region: 1-951 (316 amino acids)
Biological process (GO): defense response
Source: RefSeq, a predicted model, not a curated record
AUGGCGGUUGUUGAUCAGAUCGAAUUGAAGGCCAUCUCGUGUAAGGGCGUGAAGUCCUUCAACCUCUUCCAGAAGACUUGCCUCUCGGCCGCCGUCUUCUUGUCGUUCGCCGAUGCCGACCGCCCCCGUCGCACCCAGCGCCUGCAGACCACCGUCGACAGAGACGGCGGCGAGAACCCCGAGUGGGACCAGCCCAUGCGGUUCGACCGCGACGGUGACGACCUCGUCCUCGAGUUCGAGCUCAAGGACCACGGUGGCCUCCUCCCCGGCGACAAGAUCGUCGGCCGGGCCAGCGUCCCCAUCGCGGACCUCGCCGCGGAGCGGGUCCCCGGGGCCUUCCGCCGCGUCAGCUACCAGCUGCUCGCCCCCGACGGCAAGCCAAAUGGCAUUCUCUCCUUCGCGUACCGGAUCGACGGCCGGGGCGCUGAUAUCGCUCCGCCGCCGCCGGAUUUCUUGCCCACCGUCGCGGUGUUAGGUUAUAUGCCGCCGCAUGAUCCCCCGGCCAUACCGCCGCCGUUAGUUUAUUGCCCGCCGCCCGGGUCAAAUUCCAUGUAUCCUCCACCUGUUCCCACAGCCACGGCCCCGGUGUUGAGCUAUACCGCGCCGCCAGGAUCUAGUCCCAUGUAUCCUCCGUUGCCGCUGGAACCGGCAUGGUCGAUGCAUCCGCCUCCACCACCGUCAGAAUCGAUUUGGUCGCCCUGUCCUCCGCCGCCUUCCGGAGCGAAUUGGUCUAUCUAUCCACCAGCUCCGCCGCGACCGGAACCGAAUUGGCUGCUGUAUCAUCCGGCAGCAGAACCGGCGAUCUCGUACUCUGCACCGUCACCGCUGGAGGCGCCAACGUAUCCUCCGCCUCCGGGCCCGGCGGCGACGGGUUACGCGGAUUUUGACCAGCGGCACGUUGCGUAUGGGUGGAUGACGGACGGUUGGCAUCCGGGGGCGUAUGGUCGCUAG